AUGAUGCUAAGUCCAGAUCAGACGGAUGCUGACCUGAUGUGGACUCAGACGGAUCCAGACACUGAACUGAACAUGAUCAAAGUGGAGCGUGUACCAGAGAAACCUGUAGCGCUGGAUGGAAAGCCAGCAGCUCUGAGUCGUGAAGAGAAGCGCAGGAGGAGAAGAGCUACUGCCAAGUACCGGCUGGCGCAUGCUACCCGAGAACGCAUCCGGGUUGAGGCCUUUAAUGUAGCAUUCGCAGAGUUGCGAAAGUUACUGCCCACACUUCCUCCUGACAAAAAACUUUCAAAGAUUGAGAUCCUUCGUCUGGCUAUCUGUUACAUAUCCUACCUUAACCAUGUCUUCGAUGUGUAA
This is a messenger RNA of Trichomycterus rosablanca, 354 nucleotides long. It is a transcript of the gene nhlh2, whose product is annotated as nescient helix loop helix 2. Gene Ontology annotation, molecular function: RNA polymerase II cis-regulatory region sequence-specific DNA binding; DNA-binding transcription factor activity, RNA polymerase II-specific; protein dimerization activity. The transcript has a single exon. The coding region runs from base 1 to 354 and encodes 117 amino acids. NCBI's taxonomy places the organism in Eukaryota, Metazoa, Chordata, Actinopteri, Siluriformes, Trichomycteridae. Gene Ontology annotation, biological process: regulation of transcription by RNA polymerase II. The record is from RefSeq and is a predicted model, not a curated record.